Molecule: messenger RNA, 3097 nt
Organism: Nematostella vectensis (starlet sea anemone)
Lineage: Eukaryota; Metazoa; Cnidaria; Anthozoa; Actiniaria; Edwardsiidae
Product: coadhesin
Exons: 12
Coding region: 76-1146 (356 amino acids)
Source: RefSeq, a predicted model, not a curated record
CGAGCUCGUGGAAGUACGUCAUAAAGGCUGUGUAAAGAUGAGUGCUGGGCGCGACAGCCACCAACCUUUAAAGACAUGGGAACUAGUUGUUGUGCGGCGGUUUUCCUCGUCGUGUCUCUCUUGUUUUGUCCGUGUGCGGCCUUUAAUGGGACUGAAGCGUGCGAUGGCAUGUUCAGCACAGGUAUCCUGACACCUGAUAGCGACACGCUGGUUGCCACGACCCACACGGCCGACCUUGAGGCUUACAAGGCUGUGGUGAAUACCAGCAAGGCAUGGUGCGCUGACUUGGAUGACGUCUAUCAGUUCUUACAGGUUAACCUAGGUCAGUUACGUACGAUUAACAGUCUCGCCAUCCAAGGGUACACGCCUGCUCACCCAAGCUACAUCACUAAGUUUAUUCUCUCAUAUACCACCGAUGACACAAGCUGGCAGGACGUUAAAGACCUUGGCCAGACAGACCCAAAGGAGUUUGAUAAUCCCGCUGUAGACGAGAAUGACGUCAUCACACACCCUCUGAAUGACUUGGAGGCCACCCGCAUCCGAAUAGCACCCCAAGAGUGGGUCACGUGGAUAUGUCUAAGAAUCGAGCUCUUUACAUGUGACCCAGUGAAUGGAAGUUUCUCGGAUUGGUCCUCAUGGAGUCCAUGUGUCGAUCUGACUCAAACACGCAACAGGUCAUGUGACUCACCCGCCCCUGCCCGAGGAGGACUGGAUUGUCAAGGCGAUCCUACCCAGUCUCAAGCCUGCACUGGCGGCACCUUUACCCCAGGUUAUUUUGCAAACUUAGCAAGUAACUCAACAAAUACAACUUGUGUCGAAGGUUUCAACUGCACAAACUUUGUUGAUCCUUGCAUUCCUAACCCAUGUGGGAACGAUUCCGUGUGUAUCGUGGUACUCGAUGCAAGCUCCGUCAAUUAUACGUGUAACUGUACUCAGGGAUUCCACGGCAGAAACUGCACCCUUCCAGAUCCCGUGGUCUAUGGUCAGUGGGUACCCAGUGAAGAAAUGCACAGCCUGCAAGAAGUUGCAGUGCCCGUAGUAGCAGGGGUAGGGAGUAGUGCUAUUGUGACGGGUGGCGCCGGCGUGAUCUACUAUAUCGUCAAAAGGAGGCUGGCGAAAAUAGCGCCGCAUUUGCUGGAGGUGUAAUGAAAUGAUGAACAAACUGAAAAGGGUUCUUUUUUGUUUAAAUUGAAUAUAAAUAAAGUAACAUAAAAAUUUCACGAUUCUAUUAUUUGUGUCUUCAAAUGUCUUGAUGGUUACCACAGUUUCUAUUAAAUGUUUUGCGCAAUAGAUUGUAACUUGCUAAUUUAUCAUGUGUUUUUUAAUCGCUAGAUACCACAAUAACGUCAUAUUGGAAACAGUGGCGUAAGUCUCUCUCUAAGGGGCGGACAUAAUUUGGUUUUACAGUUCCUGGUCAACAGGCAGGAUUUUUAGAUUCAUACUAAAGUCAUACUUUUGAUUUCAUGUAAAAUUGUGCAUAAAUUAUUUUUUUAUAAUAUUUGGUAACAAUUUAUUUAAUCCCCAAUUCCCUCACCCCUACCGUUAAAAGUCAAACUGUCGCCGCACCCAAAGAUCAUUUCUCGGAUACAAGGCUCACUAACAGUAAUUUCGCGAUUUAAAAAAAACGCAGUGGCUAUAUGCCCGACAGUCGGGAAAGGUGGACUAAAUGCCCGUUAGUUUUCAUUUUUUUCAAAGAGUUAGAAGUAUUCUAUAUUUGUUCAGAAAGGGCAAGCGAUUCUGAAUUGAGCAUUGUUGUCGGUAUUGGACAGCCUUCGCACCGUCGUCUAUGUACACUAUAAAAAUGUCGGUAGUUCUCAAUUUACGAAAAUGUCACAGUAAAUUGACGACCUAGGGAGUUCAAAGUAUUGUAUAUUUGUGAAGGAAGGGCAAGCGAAUCUAAUUUGAGCUUUGUAGUCAGAAUUGAACGUAUUUACUUGCUUGUAUACACUAUAAAAUCGUUAUCAAAGUGCACUGAAUGUUUAUUUCUUCAAGUGUCGGGACAGGUCUUCAAUGGACUAAAUGCCCGACAGUUUCCAAUUUAUUCAAAUAAGCCAGUAAAUUGUCAGCCUAGUGAGUUCAAAGCAUCCUAUAUUUUUUUUUUAGAAAGGGCAUACAAUUCUGAAUUGAACUUUGUUGUCGGAAUUGAAUGUUUUCCUUACAUGUAUACAAUACAAAAUCGUUGUAACACGUUCGGGAAAGGUGUUUUAUUGUGUUUACAAGCAAAGAAAAAACAUUCUUUUUCGACAAAAAAGCUGAUGCCCUUUCUAAACAAAUUUAUAAUAUUUUGAGCUCACAAGGUUGACAAAAUAAGGGUUUAUUUGAAUAAAUUGAAAACUGUCGGCCAUUUAGUCCAUUGAGGACAUUUACCGACUGUUGGGCAUAUAGCCACUGCGUUAAAAAAAUCGCGAAAAACGAAAAAGCUUGGGCGGAUGAAAUAUUAACCUUUUAUAAGCUUUUUGGAAACACCGCCUGUUUGACAAUUUUGAGGUGUAUAUUAUAGAUUUUUUUGGGACUGAAUUAAGCCCACGCAUGUUGUGUUUGUAUUUUUAUUUUGCUUGAUUUUAUUGUCUCAAAAAUCGCAAAAUCGCGAAAAACAAGUGACCUGGUUUUUACUAAAAUAGCAUAAUCACGAAAAUAAAUGUCGCGAAAUCGCGAGAUUUUGACGUCACGAAAAUUAAGUGUAAUAAGGUACCAUUUGCAAUUAUUCAGACUUGAUCGAGCUCACAGACACAAAUCGUUGUCGCCGCGAAGCUCGGAGCCUCUGGUACCCAGGGUAACUCCCAGAAGGCACCAUUCAUAUUAUACAUCUGACCCAUGAGCGUUGUUUUGCUUGGUUGCUGUUUUAUAAUGAUCGAUGCUGAAAUGAUAAGGCUUGAUUCCUCCACGUCAAAGCAGGCCUUGAAAGGGUGAGAAGCAAUGCGCACCUCUAGCAAACUACACAAGACCAAGAUGCUGCGUUAUGCUAUGAUUGCGCCUUUGUACGAUCAAUUCCGAAGAGUUUGUCGACAGCUGGAGAUGUGGUACAGGGUCUCAACAUGGCUGGAGGGAUGACGGAUGGGAGUUAAUGAGCCACGUCGCUGUAACAUGCAUAUUCAAA